AUGCAGAAUGGACCAUAUACCUUCAACAGCAGACCGAUGAUAUUGAAGAACUGGACGCCAGAUUUCCAGACGGAUGACGAACCUAUGCGAAUUGUGCCCAUUUGGGUAACUUUCCCACGACGCCCCUCGGUUUCUUCCGGUUACCAACGCGAAAAUAUGGGUCUUAUAGCAAGCUAUCUGGGUAAGCCGGUAUGUACAGAUAAAUUGACAGCUUCGUGUGAAAUGGUAUCGUAUGCUAGAAUGCUGAUAGAGAUGGACAUCACCCAGGUCUUACCAGAUGUGUUGGUUAUUGAGCAACAGAAUGGGGAGCUAAGGGAGCAAGAGAUUGAGUAUGAGUGGCACCCCAAACUGUGCCACGAGUGUCAUGAAUUGGGGCAUUUAGCAGAGGAAUGCAAAGCACGGGGUGAGGCGAAUGAGAAUAUGCCUAAGAAAAAAAAGAAGGCUAAGAGGAAAAAGAAGCAGGACAGGGCUGAGUGGCAAGAAAAAGCCACUGACCUGGCUGCGAUACCUCAGCAAGGAGAUCGGGAACAAGCUGGGAAGCAAGUGACGCUAGGCUAUGGUGAGCAAGUGCAGGGGGAAGCCUCUAAAACUGUUGCAAAUACGGAAGAGGUGGCUGCGGAGAGUGGCAGCCAGGGCAUUGUAGCUCAGGUAAUACAGCUCCAUGUCGGGCAGAGUAAAGCAGCAAUGAUCACUAAAGCUGGUCAGGGGCAAAGCCCCAAGGCACUUAACCCGCCAUGA
Messenger RNA from Lycium ferocissimum, 738 nucleotides. RefSeq lists its product as uncharacterized. Bases 1 to 738 code for a protein of 245 amino acids. NCBI's taxonomy places the organism in Eukaryota, Viridiplantae, Streptophyta, Magnoliopsida, Solanales, Solanaceae. The transcript has a single exon. Gene Ontology annotation, molecular function: nucleic acid binding; zinc ion binding. The record is from RefSeq and is a predicted model, not a curated record.